GGGCGAGCAGAGCCCCGCCGCGCGGUGCCGUCCAUGCGGCUCGGAGGCGGCGGCGGGAGCCCGCGGGCGGCGGGGCCCCCCGGGAACGGCAGCCGCUGGCGGGGGGUCGCGGAGGGCGGCGGCGGCAGCAGCCCCAGCCCCGAGGCUUGGACGCGGGCGCCCAACGGCAGCGCGGGCGACUGGGACCCGUUCGGGCGGGACGAGGAGCUGGCCAAGCUGGAGAUCGCCGUGCUGGCCGUCACCUUCGCGGUGGCGGUGCUGGGGAACGGCAGCGUGCUGCUGGCGCUGCGGCGCACCCCGCGCAAGGCGUCCCGCAUGCACCUCUUCAUCCGGCACCUCAGCCUCGCCGACCUGGUGGUCGCCUUCUUCCAGGUGCUGCCUCAGCUCUGCUGGGAGGUCACGCACCGCUUCCACGGCCCCGACGGGCUCUGCCGCGUCGUCAAGCACCUGCAGGUGUUCGGCAUGUUCGCCUCGGCGUACAUGUUGGUGGCCAUGACGGCCGACCGCUACAUCGCCGUGUGUCACCCGCUGAAGACGCUGCAGCAGCCCACCAAGCGCUCGUACGCGAUGAUCGCGGCCGCCUGGGCGCUCAGCCUGCUGCUCAGCACCCCGCAGUACUUCAUCUUCAGCCUCAGCGAGGUGGAGCGCGGCUCGAGGGUCUACGACUGCUGGGCGCACUUCAUCAUGCCCUGGGGACCCCGCGCCUACAUCACCUGGAUCACCGGCGGCAUCUUCGUGGCUCCCGUGCUCAUCCUCGCCACCUGCUACGGCUUCAUCUGCUUCCGCAUCUGGCGCAGCGCCCGCGGCCGGGCUCGCCCCGGGGAGGCGGCAGGCGGCGGCCCCCGACGGGGGCUGCUCCUCGCCCCCUGCGUCAGCGGCGUCAAAACCAUCUCCCGGGCCAAGAUCCGCACCGUCAAGAUGACCUUCGUCAUCGUCUCGGCCUACGUCGUCUGCUGGGCGCCCUUCUUCACCAUCCAGAUGUGGUCCGUCUGGGACCAGCACUUCCCCUGGGUCGACUCUGAAAACACUGCAACCACCGUCACUGCCCUCCUGGCCAGCCUGAACAGCUGCUGCAACCCCUGGAUCUACAUGUUCUUCAGCGGGCACCUCCUACAGGACUGCGUGCAGAGCUUCCCUUGCUGCCAAAAGAUAAAGCAGACGCUGAGCAAGGAGGAUUCAAACAGCAACAGCAGGAGACAGACUUCUUUCACCAACAACCGGAGCCCGACGCACAGCCUGAACACCUGGAGGGAGUCUCCCCACUCUAAGUCCACCAAUUUCAUUCCCAUGCCCACCUGAAGCCUGGGUAGGUGGGCCUGAGCAAUUAGGGCUGGGCAUGGGCACUGGCCUUAGCAGCAAGGAGGGACUAGGACAGCCACAGGCUGACAUGUGUUGCCUUGCUCGGUGAGCUAUUCUGCAGCCUGUAGGUUGUUGUGUGAAAGGUAUCUGGGGUUUGGGCAACUGAUCAGGAAGGCGUGACAAUAAUAAAGCAAUUAUUUUUCUAAAUAGAAUUUAAUCUUCAUUUUAUUUUUUUGUUUCUGAAGUAAUACAUGUGCUACUUGCUCAUGCCAAGCAGUACAAAUGGCAGAGUUGGCCUACACUGGGGUCACCUUGCUCUCUAGCAUUUUAAACUUCUCACUCACGGAAAGCAGGAUCACAAUUUGGUCUGAAACACCACCAGGUAGGAGUUGGAAGAAAGUCCUCACUGACCAGACUAGGACAAUUUAAUGGCAAAAUGUAACAGGCCUUGAGAAGGCAAAUCCUUGCUUCUGUCCAUGUAUGUGUGUGGACUGAGGUGUUUGAAUUUUAGGGUGACAUCUCCUCUCCAUGUUGAUGGAGGUUACACAGCAUUUUUGUUUGUUUUGUUGCACCCAUGUUUAAUUUCUGUAACUAAUUUAAAGAAAUACUGUGAUAUAUCAGUAUCAUAGAAUCAUUGAGGUUGGAAAAGACCUUUAAGUCCAACUGCCAAUGCAUGACCACCAUGAUACCACAGUGAAUUCAGUUCCCAACACUUUCCCUUAAAAGUGAACACUGAGGAUGUUGUAGACAAAAGGAUGCAAUCCCCAUUGCUUGGCACUAUCAUCUCUCAGAAUUAAAAUGAGAUCCAGAACACCACUUAGCAUCCAAGUUCAUGUAAGGCAGGCAAUGGCAUCUGAGUCUGAGGGACAGGGAGUUGGUAUGGUAUGUUCUAAUUAGCUCAGCAGUAUUGCAAACAGGUAUGUGAAGAGAACUCAUCACAACUCCCAGAACUUGGUAAUGAUGGCAGUAUCAGUACAUUCCAAGACACAGUUGUGGGAAUUCAGCUUGCUGGGAAUAUAUGUAAAAAUUGCCAGUGUUACUUAUUUGUGGCAGAUGAUGGCAGCAUGGGCUGUGAAAAUGGCAGUAAGCUACAAUAAAGUCACCACACUACAUUAACUCAUUGUCAAGCACUCAAGGUGAGCUUGUUUCCACUGCUGUGCAUGCCAAGCCAAAAGUAGUUCCUACUGCUUCUAAUUAGUCCUGUUCUGUGGCGAGUGUGCUGUACCUGGUUUGAAGAUCCCUGAGUAGCUUUUGCUGUGUUACCAAAAUCCUGAAGACCUCAUUUAUGUGUCCUGCAUUUACAGCAGUGAAACAAAAAAGAGACCUGGUGGUGUUCAGCCAGUAUCUGUGUGAUGCUCUAUUCCUCUCAUCUGCUCCACUUUCCUCAGUUGUGGGGAUUCCGACAUCCAGUUGUUCCCCUGGCACCACAUGGGACUUCUGAUGUGGUUCCAUCUGUCUGCAUUGAUGUGUGCACUUCUGCUGGCAGGGAGGAAUCUCAAAACACAUUCCUUUUUUCCUCACCAAACCCAGGCAAUCAAGAUUGUUUUCCUAAUUGCUUGAGGAGAAAAAAAUAAUGGGGCCGCAAUGGUAGCUUUCAGAGAGGAUGAUGCUGGUCCCAUGCAUCUCUCAGUACUGGUAGCAGAAAUUAGUAGAACUGGAUGACAGAUAAGAUCAUAUUCAACCCAUCAUCCACUCCACAAUCUCCCAGUUAUAUCACUGGGCAGUGAAAAAGGAAGAAUAUUCCUCAAAAAUAAGAAAUUACAUAACAAAUUAGUGAGGUUUUGUUGUCACCAAAGAAAAUUGUAUCCCUUUUCUCUAUCUUUUUCUUGGUAUUUUCUGCACUCCAGGGGAACAGUCUGUUCUGAUUUGUUCUUGGUGGUGACUAAAACACCAGAACCCAAAGGCCAAUGUGAUGGAGUGGCUCAUACUUGUUGGGCUGCCUUUUUGGUCACCAUUAGGACACAGAUAUGGCUGCAACUCUCACCAGCUUUGGGUGAGGGUAUAUGACAAAGAGGUUCCAUUUCAGUCCCUCCAAAAAAAUGCAUGCAAUGGCGCUGUGUGUGUAUUUGUGCACAUUAUAUGUACUGCCUAUACUUCACAAGUGGGUUAUUCACAAUUACUGGAACUACAGAUGUCUCAAGUUAAGUAUAACAUUCUUUGCCUGGUUUUAUAUUUGUGUUACAUAUGGUCUGUGCAGAAAAUAUAAAACAAUUAGCUCUAAUAACAAGAUUUUCAUGUUUGCUGAUUGGAGAUGUUUUUGUAUUACACUUUUUAUUCAAGCAGAGAAGACUGAGAAAACAAACAUACAGUAAUAUUGACUAUUAAGCUAGGCUGGGUAAUGACUAGUAGAUCCAAGUAAGUUACAAAGCCUGUGCUUGUACUCGGGGCAUGUCGAUGUGAGCGUACUCCAUGAGUGUUCUACAAUUGCUGUAAUUAAAUCAAUAAAACAAAUUUGGAUUGUUUGAAUUCCAGGAGUUUUUGUAAAUAUCAACUUCUUUGUUGGUUUGUUCUUUUGUUUGUUUUCACAUCAUUGUAACCUUGGAAGGUUUUUUUAACUGUUCAUCAGUACAGAUGCUUUUAUUUCUUUUCUUAACAGCUGCUUUGGGUUCUCAUGAGGGCACACUGAGAACAGAAGGAUACAAGAAGCUUGUAUUUGAAACCAUGACACCUUUCAAAUAUGGCAACGUGCUCUAAUAAACUUGCAUACAUUUGAUGACAA
Molecule: messenger RNA, 4018 nt
Organism: Coturnix japonica (Japanese quail)
Lineage: Eukaryota; Metazoa; Chordata; Aves; Galliformes; Phasianidae
Gene: AVPR1A
Product: arginine vasopressin receptor 1A
Biological process (GO): cellular response to hormone stimulus; regulation of systemic arterial blood pressure by vasopressin; positive regulation of vasoconstriction
Cellular component (GO): plasma membrane
Molecular function (GO): peptide binding; vasopressin receptor activity
Source: RefSeq, a predicted model, not a curated record